CAAAAACUGAGGCAUAAAAAAGCCAUGGAAUCGUGAGUUCCAUUCAUCAAACUGCCCUCACAACUGGGAACCAUGGUCGGGAAACUGUUUAUCUGCACUGCUAUGCUUUUUGCUGCCUGUCAGGCCACCGUUCUAAAACAAUACUGCCUGGACACAUCCGGAAACAGCCGGAGGCUGGGUGAGGAAUGGGACGAAGGGGACAAACGAUGUGAAUGCAUCCGAAGCGACCUUUUCUACAUGGAGGGAGGGAAUGACAAUUCCGAUCCCGUUAAGAACUGUCUGUGGAACGGCUGUCCCGACCCGUCAGGUGGUCCAAUACUCAAGGAUGGGGAUGAAUACCAGGACAAAUACGGCUACACCUGCACAUGCAAGUUCGGAUCAGACCCCUUUUUGGCGGAUGCCUAUACACUUUACCACGUUGAGUGCUUUCCUACUAUCGGCGUUGAAAAUUCGGAAGAUUGAAGCGCAUUUUCCAACAACGUAUAAAUAAAGUCCCACCAAUGAUUAUCGCAUAUAAUUUCUCUUUCUUGUGACGUAGAACAUCAGAUGCAUUUUGUAAACCUAAUUCGUAGCAUUCUGAAUAUUAAAAUCUUUUUUGUCAAAGAGACGGCACAUUUGAACUCCAUACAAAUUACGAAAUAACCCGCCUAGUCAUUCAGAUAACAUUCGUCUAAGAUGUCGAAGGAUUCAUUUCGUUCUCUUUGUCACGCUAGAAGAGAUUACGUUACUGCAUAAUACGAAGUCCUUGGGGUUUCCACCGUUGACUUAGUGAAAUACUCAUGAGAUUGGCGUAAAACCCCAAUCAAAUACUGCAUGAUUCAGUCUUAAUAUACUUUCUUAGUUCUUUCCUGGGUUGUGUUAAACGUUGUUUUGGGAAUUGGUCUGGCGAUUAUUGACCAGGAACGUUCACUUAGGUUGACGACAGGUAAGCGAAUGUCUGUUUCGACACAUAGAUUAUAAACUGACAGAACAGACAAAGCGAAAUACACGUCUCUGUCAUUAAUCAUGGAAAAGAGUUUAACCAUUUUGGGAAAGUGUAUAAAUAUGUAUUCUGCCUUCCUCUCCUGAACUUUCCCGUAAGUCUGCCUAUAGCCUGCGUUUGAUAGUGGGUAUUCCCUGGGCUGUCUGGUUUCAUAUUGUUGGUCACUGUGGUAUUGGUGAAAUAUUCUGGAGUACGGCGCAAAGCUGGUGGGAAUGGGCAUGUGGUUUUGGGGGCGUUUUUUGGGCAGUUUUACUCAUUAUACUGUUUGUCUUUUGUCACAUUAUGUUCAAACAAGUAUGUAAAAGUAGUACGGCAUCUUUGCAUAUAUAUACAUAUAUAAGUUCAAAUCCUCAUGGUUAGGUAGUGAUGCAGCAACUAUUGAAGUGAAAUGUUCUUUUCAAUCCAAAGACAAACGCUAACGGUACCUUAUCUCAUAUUGUAGACACUUUUUAUACGCUGUGCAAAUGACAGGAGUAUCUUGUAAAUUUAGGCACAAAUACAUUGCGCAUUGGAAAGACUUUAAAGUAAUGAAAGUACAAAAGCAUAUAUAAAAGACUACAACGUGUAAAGUAAAGCAAAGAGUGUGAUAGUUGGUAAUGUUUGUACGUUUCUGGUGAAAUACGGCGUCUUGUCGCUUUAUCUUAGUGGGGG
This is a messenger RNA of Liolophura sinensis, 1633 nucleotides long. RefSeq lists its product as uncharacterized. Lineage: Eukaryota; Metazoa; Mollusca; Polyplacophora; Chitonida; Chitonidae. The transcript is spliced from 3 exons. The record is from RefSeq and is a predicted model, not a curated record. Bases 73 to 462 code for a protein of 129 amino acids.